Juglans regia (Persian walnut) is the source of this 1441-nucleotide messenger RNA. RefSeq names its product transcription factor CYCLOIDEA-like. The coding region runs from base 129 to 1178 and encodes 349 amino acids. Lineage: Eukaryota; Viridiplantae; Streptophyta; Magnoliopsida; Fagales; Juglandaceae. The record is from RefSeq and is a predicted model, not a curated record. Gene Ontology annotation, cellular component: nucleus. The transcript has 2 exons. Gene Ontology annotation, molecular function: sequence-specific DNA binding; DNA-binding transcription factor activity. Gene Ontology annotation, biological process: regulation of secondary shoot formation.
UUGAAAAAGAUAGAAAUGGUGGAGGGAGAUCUUCCAAAGGCCGGAAGGUACCUGUAGUUUUCAUUGCCAAAAAGAAAAAGAAAAAGAAAAAAGUUAGGGUUUUUCCGUUGAAUUCAAAGCUAUAAUAAAUGUUCUCCUCCACCAAUAGUCUCAAUCCACCUUCACACUACUACCCCUCAUCCUCGUGCCAUUAUUUUCCUUCUCCUUUUCCGAACCACGAGUUUGACGGCAUUUUCCAUAACGAACAGCAUCACGAUCAGCUUGCUGGUCGAUUUUUAACCACCAAUUAUGCUCCAAUAUUUCCUGAAAAUGUCAGUUUUGCAGUUUCAAGAUAUCCUACUAUGACAAUGCAAAACAAUGGAGAGUACUACUCAUCUAGUAUUUCCAAUUUUCUUGCCGAGAAACCUGUGAAGAAAGAUCAGCGCAGCAAGAUUUACACUUCUCAGGGUCUGAGGGAUCGAAGGGUGAGACUUUCCACUGGGAUCGCCCGCAAGUUCUUUGAUCUCCAGGACAUGUUAGGGUUUGACAAAGCUAGUCAAACCGUAGACUGGUUACUUUCUAAGUCUAGAAAAGCUAUCAAAGAUGUUGCACAAAUGAAUCGUUUUUCGUCACCAACGUCUGGUCAUGAAGUGAUUUCUGGAAUCAACAUAGACGUCAAUGAUAGCGGAAACCUAGAAGGAAGAGUUUCAAAAAGCAGGUCAUUGCUAGGUGUUUCGAAAGAGAAGGUCAAGAUGGAGAGGGUAAAGAAAGCAGCUUCGAUUCAUCUCCUAUCCAAAGAGUCGAGAGCGAAGGCAAGAGAAAGAGCAAGGGAAAGGACAAGGGAAAAAAUAUGCAACGGAAGGCUGCACGAGUCGAAAAAACUUGAUGCAGGCAGUACUCAAAUUGUGCAACAGUAUUUGAGGUCACAAAGUGAUCAGCUUGAAGCUUGUAUAAGAUCCAGCUACAAGGUGGUGGGGGAAAUUGAAGUACUGAGCUCUCACCUAAUAGCUGAUCGAGACCCAGGAGCGAGCAUUUCGGACGAAUCUUUUGUGAUCAGAAGGAACUUGAAGCCAUCCGAGAUAUUGAAUUAUCAGCCAAACCUGAUGAUCUCGAAAGAUCUAAGUUCCAACAAUGAGAAUAGCAACUACUUUCCCAAUUUAGGUCUAACAUGGGACAUUGAUAACACGGUCGAGCUCUAGCUUUUGUGCCGUACUUACCAAAACUCGAAUUUUUCUUAAGACUUGCAAAUCUACUGGAAUCCUUUGGAAGGCAAUGACAAUCAAGGUUUACGCUAAAAUGGAGUCUUAAUUAAGUGCUAGCUAGCAGCUUUAUGCAUUAUACCGAUGUAAGUUGCACUUGUUAUUUUAAGUUAUAUCAGAAAACGGGUGUACUUUUGGAAUGCUUAUAUGCAUAUAAUUUAUCUAUGAUGAAUCACUUGAUCAGCUGCUUUAGCGUUGAAAUA